Molecule: messenger RNA, 1146 nt
Organism: Pseudocercospora fijiensis CIRAD86
Lineage: Eukaryota; Fungi; Ascomycota; Dothideomycetes; Mycosphaerellales; Mycosphaerellaceae
Exons: 1
Coding region: 1-1146 (381 amino acids)
Biological process (GO): regulation of transcription by RNA polymerase II; positive regulation of DNA-templated transcription
Cellular component (GO): DUBm complex; SAGA complex
Molecular function (GO): transcription coactivator activity
Source: RefSeq, a predicted model, not a curated record
AUGCCGUCCAAAGAGCCGUCACUGGGCCAGAUAGCGCAGAAGAUUUUCGAAGACGCGCUGCAGCACGUGGUGCACAACAUCGUCCUCGCGAAACACCACCAACACAAAGCCUUGAUCAACUCGCUCGAUCCGACCUCAAGACUGCCUCACUGCGAUACGUGCAAGCUGCCCCGCCUGCUGGAUCCUCCUCUCGCACCCAAAGUCCGUGGCACUGCAGCCGACCCUCCCUCGAACACCAACUACUGCGAUCGGAAGCCGUGGGCGCGGAGACCCGGUCACGACAUCUACGGCAAUCCAUUCCUCAAGAGCGACGUCACUGGCCGGCCAUUGAGCAAGAAGGAGCGAGAAGCGCAGGCACGAGAGAAGAAGGACAAGGACAAGGACAAGGGAGAUGGAACUCCGGCCAGCCAGGACCACGAGGGCGAUGGGACCGGUCCACCUUCGCCAAGUGGAGAAGGUGAUGAAGGCAACAACAAGAAGUUGGAGAAGGGUGAGAAGAAGGCGAGCAAGAUCGACGAAAAGCUGCGCAAGGGCGAGUACGUCCCGUGGCACACAUGUCCGAGCUGCAAACGGUCGCUGCUCAUCACACGCUUUGCGAAACAUCUCGAACAGUGUAUGGGCCUCUCAGGUCGUGCGGCUAGUAGAAACGCCAUGGCUAAGAUGAACGGCACACCCAGUGCAUCAAGAGGCGCUACGCCCAAUCCGACGGGAAGCCAAGAUGGAGCCGGCGGCAAGGAGGGCGGAGGCGAUGAGGAUGAAGAUGAGCUUGUGGUGAAAGCUCCUGGUCUCAAGAAGAAGUUGCUCAAGAAAGGUCUCAAGGAGAAAGUCAAGAAGGACAAGGCGGCAAAUGGGAAACUGCCUAAGAGUCUGGCUGCGAAACGUCCUCCCAUCUCGUCAGCGACUGCCACCGGAGCCACUGCCACACAGACAUCUUCGCCUGCCCCGAGUAGUGUUGGCGGCGACAAGCGAGAUCGCGACGAGCUGGGCCAUGAUGACGAGGACGAGGUCCAUGUGAAGAAGAGGCAGAAGCUUCAGAGGGUCGGCAGCACUGCGAGCAUUCUUUCGCAGAGCACCACUGCCCCGGAGAUGGAGCGAACAGAUUCCUUGGAUGGCAGCUUCAUGGAUGGGAGCGUCGCAGAUGAUUAG